Molecule: messenger RNA, 1680 nt
Organism: Sphenostylis stenocarpa
Lineage: Eukaryota; Viridiplantae; Streptophyta; Magnoliopsida; Fabales; Fabaceae
Source: the annotation of a GenBank genome assembly
AUGCAAAAUGAUAUUUUGAUGCAGAUCCCAAAGGAACAGGCUUGUUUUUGUGAACCUCGUGAUCAGAUUUUUGAAAUCUCGGUCUUGGCUCCCGAAUUGCCACUCAAGGGAGAGCCUUUCUUGGAUAAUGCAAACAUUGAUUGGAAGCCUUGUAAGGGUCCCUUAGCUGCGGAUUAUAUACCCUGUUUGGAUAACUAUAAGGCCAUUAAGGCUCUCAAGUCAAGGAGGCACAUGGAACACAGGGAAAGACACUGUCCUCAUUCUAGUCCACACUGUCUGGUGCCCCUUCCCAGAGGGUAUAAAGUCCCCCUUCCGUGGCCUAAGAGCAGGGACAUGAUUUGGUAUGAUAAUGUUCCUCAUCCGAAGCUUGUUGAAUACAAGAAGGAGCAAAACUGGGUGGUGAAGUCCGGAGAUUAUCUCGUCUUUCCUGGAGGUGGUACUCAAUUCAAAGAAGGAGUUAACCAUUAUACGAAAUUCAUAGAGAAGACACUACCGACAAUCCAAUGGGGAAAGAAUAUUAGGGUUGUUCUUGAUGUAGGUUGUGGAGUUGCUAGCUUCGGUGGCUAUCUUUUGGACAAAAAUGUUAUUACUAUGUCGUUUGCACCAAAGGAUGAGCACGAAGCUCAGAUACAGUUUGCUUUGGAACGAGGAAUUCCCGCAACUCUUUCUGUCAUUGGAACCCAAAAGUUGACAUUUCCUGACAAUGGAUUUGAUUUGAUCCAUUGUGCAAGAUGCAGGGUGCAUUGGGAUGCAGAUGGUGGGAAACCGUUGUUUGAGCUCAACAGGAUUCUUAGACCAGGUGGUUUCUUUGCAUGGUCUGCGACACCAGUUUAUCGCGAUGAUGAAAGAGAUCGCAAAGUAUGGAAUGCCAUGGUGACCGUAACAAAAGCAAUGUGCUGGAAUGUUGUGGCAAAGACUUUCGAUUCAACUGGAAUUGGGCUUGUUAUAUACCAGAAGCCCACCUCAUCUUCCUGUUAUCAGGAACGCAAAGAGAAAACUCCUCCUUUAUGUGAAAAUAACGAUAAGAGAAGUAUCUCGUGGUAUGCCAAACUCAGUGGUUGCCUUAUUCCUCUUCCAGUUGAUGGUGAGGGUAACCUUCAAAGCUGGCCAAUGUCUUGGCCCCAAAGGCUUACUGGUAUACCUCCAAGCUUAUCGACUGAAUCAGAUGGCAGCAAGAAGUUCUUGAACGACACCAAGUACUGGUCUGAAUUAGUUUCAGACGUUUAUAGAGAUGGUCUUUCUAUAAACUGGUCAAGUGUUCGAAAUGUAAUGGACAUGAACGCUGGUUAUGCAGGAUUUGCUACGACACUCAUUGAUCUACCAGUGUGGGUGAUGAAUGUAGUACCCAUUGACAUGCCAGAUACUCUUACUACUAUAUUUGACAGAGGGUUAAUAGGAGUGUAUCAUGAUUGGUGCGAGUCCUUAAAUACAUACCCUCGCACCUAUGAUCUUGUUCAUGCAAGCUUUCUUUUCAAACAUCUUGAGCAAAGAUGUGACAUUCUAGAUGUGGUUGUGGAGAUAGAUCGCAUAUUGAGACCAGAUGGGUAUCUACUGGUUCAGGACACUAUGGAAAUCAUUAACAAGCUUGGUCCGGUUCUGCGUUCACUUCAUUGGUCUGCAACAUUGUAUCAGAACCAGUUUCUUGUUGGUAAGAAGAGUUUCUGGCGUCCAAGACGUUAG